UCGUAAAGAGAAAAGAUUCGCGCGAGUGUUUUUCACGAGUCCGGUAACUUUAUCUGCUGGAAUUAAACACACACACACACACACACACACACACACACUAAACAAUUCAAACAUACACACCUUCAAUAAACUGAAGAGCAUAAUACACCAGCAGCGGUGAGAGGACUUCACCACCUGUUUUAUAUUCCACUAACUACAGAGUGAUGAGUCGCAGCAUUGUGCGCCAGAGUAAGUUCCGGCAUGUUUUCGGUCAGUCUGCGAAAGCUGAGCAGAGCUACGAUGACAUUCGGGUUUCCAAGGUGACAUGGGACAGCUCGUUCUGUGCAGUCAAUCCAAAGUUCCUGGCUGUUAUAGUAGAGUCUAGCGGUGGUGGAUCUUUUUUAGUUCUGCCUCUCUCAAAGGUGGGACGUGUGGAUAAGAACUAUCCUCUUGUGGUGGGACACUCUGGACCUGUCCUCGAUAUUGACUGGUGUCCUCACAAUGACAACAUCCUGGCAAGCGGCUCUGAAGACACCACAGCCAUGGUAUGGCAGAUUCCAGACCACACUCCAACCCGGCCCAUCAGUGAGCCCAUUGUAGUGCUGGAGGGCCACUCCAAACGCGUAGGCAUUGUCAGCUGGCACCCCACUGCCCGCAACAUCCUUCUCACAGCAGGUAGUGAUAACCUGAUCAUCAUUUGGAACGUGGGGACUGGAGAGUCCUUAAUCACAAUGGAUGAUCACCCUGACCUCAUUUACAAUGUUAGCUGGAACUACAAUGGCAGCCUCUUUUGCACAACUUGCAAAGACCGCCGUGUUCGUGUUUGUGACCCGCGAAAGAGAGAGGUGGUGGCGGAACGACUGGCACCACAUGAGGGCAUCAGGCCCAUGAGAGCCAUCUUUACCAAAGAGGGCAACAUCUUCACUACAGGAUUUACCAGGAUGAGUCAAAGAGAGCUCGGCCUCUGGGACCCGACAAAUUUCGAGGAACCUAUUGCAGUUUUGGAGUUGGAUACAAGUAAUGGAGUAUUACUGCCAUUUUAUGAUCCAGACACCAGCAUGGUUUACCUGUGUGGCAAGGGGGACAGCAGCAUUCGCUACUUUGAGAUCACAGAUGAGCCCCCAUACGUGCACUAUGUCAGCACAUACAGCAGCAAAGAGCCACAGCGAGGCAUGGGUUUUAUGCCCAAGAGAGGAGUAGACGUCAGCAAGUGUGAGAUUGCCAGGUUAUAUAAGCUUCAUGAGAGGAAGUGUGAGCCUAUUACUAUGACAGUUCCUAGAAAGUCGGAUCUAUUCCAGGAUGAUCUGUAUCCUGACACAGCCGGUCCAGAGCCAGGGCUGGAACCUGAGGAGUGGCUGGAGGGGCGAGAUGAAGACCCCAUUCUAAUCUCCCUAAGAGAUGGCUACAUUCCCCCAAAGAGCAGAGAGCUGAAGGUGGCUAAGAAAAAUGUUUUGGACUCCAGGCCUGCAACUCGCAGGAGUAUGUCUACUGUUGAAGGAAGCAGCUUGCCACCUCAGUUGUUGGAAAAACUUGUGGAGGAGAUUCAGAGUCUGAAGGCUGCGGUUCUUUCUCAAGAGAAGCGAAUCUGUGAUUUAGAAAAUAAGCUCUCCAAGUACACCAACGGCACAGUCUGAAAUACACUCAGUGAAGCACAAUUACCCUUGUACACACACACACACACACCAUCCACUCAACCCUGCAUACCACAGCAUUCACCAAGUGUGUUCAUUAUUUACAGCCUCUAGUGAUGAAGCUCUGGGCAAUGGUUAAACUUGAUCAGGCUCCUAAUUAUUUUCUAAACCCAUGCAGAAUAUCAAGGAAAACCUUAUGCACAUGGGCUAUUUAGCUGGCAACUUUAACUGUUUUUAAAAUCAGGUCCCUAUGGCUGGUUGAUGUGACAAAAUCUUUUUAAACAGAAUAACCCUAAAUGAAAUCUGGUCACAUUUGUUUGCUUUAUCACUUUAAAUUUCACUAAUAAUGCUUUCAUGCUUGAAUUUAUGUUACACUACAGUACAGUACAAGGCCAUCCAAUUAGUGGACACUUCUUGAUCAAUUUAGGGCCCAGAUUAAAAAUCUCAGACUUAAAUCAUUAAAUAAUACUUUGAAACACACCCACACCAAAUGAGGUACUUAAUUGGCCUUUUAAUAAGCUUCUGUGUAGCACUUCUACCACAGAUAAUAUAGUAAUUCCUGUCACUCUCCUAUAUGAGGUGUGUUCUCUAUGAUUACUGUAGUGUAAAACAGUAAUCAUUUCAUUACUCUAACACAUAGCACCCACAUUCACACAGCCCUAUCCAUCCAAGUUUGACCAACAUUAAAGAUGUCAUGUGGCUCUUGUUACACAAUUCACAAUGUAAAUAUUAUUUAAGAAAAUGAAAGAUAUUAACAUUUUACAACCAAAGAACAUUCGUUUGUUGU
Messenger RNA from Trichomycterus rosablanca, 2397 nucleotides. It is a transcript of the gene coro6, whose product is annotated as coronin 6. Bases 204 to 1613 code for a protein of 469 amino acids. Gene Ontology annotation, biological process: actin filament organization; cell migration. Gene Ontology annotation, molecular function: actin filament binding. The transcript has 11 exons. The record is from RefSeq and is a predicted model, not a curated record. NCBI's taxonomy places the organism in Eukaryota, Metazoa, Chordata, Actinopteri, Siluriformes, Trichomycteridae.